AAAUAAUAACGUGUAUAGAAAGCGCUUUUUUACAAGCUACGCAUAGAUAAAGGCGCUCGCAAAGACAGCCCUAACUGGGCCUCGCAAGGAUUAGAGGGGUCCCCGAGUGACAUUGGACUCCGUCAAGUGGCGUCGUACUAGGCGAGCAGCCGGAGAAGAAGCGGAGGUUGUUUCUUUGGCGUGUGCCCUGUUUGUCCGCUCACUCCGCCGCCAUGUUCCGUCUUAUGAUGCAACAGGCUAAACGGCACCCAAGCUUGAUUCCUCUCUUCUUGUUUAUUGGAACUGGAGGAACUGGUGCAGCUUUGUAUAUCAUGCGUCUUGCUCUUCGCAAUCCUGAUGUCUGCUGGGACAAAACGAAUAACCCAGAGCCUUGGAACAAGCUGGCACCCAAUGACCAGUACAAGUUCUUUGCAGUUAAUGUGGACUACAGCAAGAAGAAGAAGGAAGGUCCAGACUUCUGAAGAAAAAGCUUUCACCCUCUACAAGCUGCACAACAUGAAGGUCUUUAGGUCUUCCAGAAGCCAUCCGCACAAAUCAUAAUUUAAUCAUCCAGGAAAUACAAACUUCAGUUGCACAUCGCACUUAAAUCAUGUUUUGGAAAAGAGCUUGUUGGAACUUAAUAAAGAUCUAAUCUUAAUACUG
Hemicordylus capensis (graceful crag lizard) is the source of this 642-nucleotide messenger RNA. RefSeq names its product NDUFA4 mitochondrial complex associated (gene COXFA4). Lineage: Eukaryota; Metazoa; Chordata; Lepidosauria; Squamata; Cordylidae. The transcript is spliced from 4 exons. The record is from RefSeq and is a predicted model, not a curated record. Bases 213 to 461 code for a protein of 82 amino acids.